UGACUUAUUCAACAGCAACUGAAACACUUAUUUUCCAGCUGCCACCUCAUCAAUCUAUUCAGCACUUCCAAGUCAGCAACACUUCAGCAGCAUCUUGAGACACAUAUUCAACGGAUUCUCUUCCAUAUCAUCUUUUUCAAAAUCUCUUUCGAGCUUCUUUUUCUUUGAAACCUCGUUUCACGAAUCUUAUCUCUAAUCUUAUCCAUCAACAAAACGGACAAAAACCAGUUUGCAUCAUCUCAGACAUGUUCUUAGGAUGUUGUUAUGAGAUAGCUCAAGAGUUUGGGGUGUUUCAUCUUAUAUUUUUCAUUGGUGGUGGUUUUGGCUUUGCUUGUUACUACUCUUUCUGGCUAAAUUUACUUCUCCGGAACACGGAUUCUUAUGAAUUUGUGUUGCCUGAUUUUCCUGAAGCUUCAACAUUUCAUGUUACUCAGAUGGAAAAAGUUUUAAGAGUUGUGGAUGGAAGCGAAUCUACUACAGUGUCUCGAAGGGAAGAGCUGUUUUGUUACUGUAGUAAAGCUGAUGGAAUUUUGUUCAACACGGUGGAGGAGCUUGACAAGCUUGGACUUAUGUAUUUGCCUAGAAAAUUUGGGCGACAGGUUUGGCCUAUUGGGCCUGUUCUUUUGGCUCCAGGAAGCCAAGCUGGAAGCAGAAGAGAUUUCAGAAUCUCCCCGGAGGAAGGUAAAAAUUGGCUUCACAAAAAGCCUUCUUGUUCCGUUCUCUAUGUGUCAUUUGGAUCACAGAACACUGUAUCUGCACCGAAUAUGAUGCAAUUGGCAAUGGGAUUAGAGGGUUGUGGCAAGAAUUUCAUUUGGGUGGUUAGGCCACCAUUAGGCUUUGACAUAAACUCUGAGUUUAGAGCAAAUGAAUGGCUGCCUGAUGGAUUUGAAGAGAGAAUCGGAGACUCAGGACGUGGGCUACUGGUUCAUAAAUGGGUAUUACUGCCAGUCCAAGUACUGAAAUGUAAUAAAUAAAGAAUUAUUUAUUUAUUGUCCAGAUGUAAAUGUUGUUUUGUAAUUGGAUUCAUUCUUUCUAGUAUAAUUGGUUUCUCCAUAAAAUCUGAAGAAGGGAGAUGAGUGGAAGAGAUAUGAUGAUUGGUCAACAUAGAUCCCAUAAAAAAUUACUUCCCACACCGAAUAUCGUACCAAAAUUAGACACUUGUCUUCUCAGCAGCAUCAUGAUUGUGGUCAUGAUAGAAUUCCUUAUACUAAUGCAUGCCCAUGAUUGCGUAAUCAUCUGGAACUAAUUAUUUGAAAGCGAAUGCUUCCAAUCAACAAAAAUCAACGGUCUGGAAAAUGAGAGAGCCACCCACAUCUAAUCCGAUGCUACCAUAACACAGUAUUCAAACUUUGAGUAGUUUUAUUUUUUUAAAAUCUAUUACCAAAAGAAACAGACCUCAUAUAUAGCCAGGCUAUAGAAUUAUUAUCAUGCAAUCUUCAAUAGAUUUUUCUUCUGUAGGUGGGGAUGCACUACCAGACUACCUUUCAUUCGUCACAACUAUGUAUGUAUAUACAAAUCAGAAAUAAAGAAUUAUUGAGAAACACAUAACCUACAUUGUUACGCCUUGAGAAAGCAGUGAUGACGUAAGCCAAGUCAGCAUACAA
Messenger RNA from Pistacia vera, 1604 nucleotides. RefSeq names its product UDP-glycosyltransferase 92A1-like. Bases 246 to 974 code for a protein of 242 amino acids. The transcript has a single exon. The record is from RefSeq and is a predicted model, not a curated record. Lineage: Eukaryota; Viridiplantae; Streptophyta; Magnoliopsida; Sapindales; Anacardiaceae.